ACGUUCGAGAUGCAGAGGCCCAUAACCCUUGACGACAUCGACCCGCACCUGAGCUUCCUCUGCAACCGGGGGAGCAACGCAGUCGUCACCUUCCGCGGGGAGCAGGCGCAGCUUGCUGCCCUGCUCGCCACCCAGAAGCAGCAGCUGAGGAACCAUACCAUCAGCGUGCGGAUCAAGGGGUGUGAGCUCGCGGGCAACGAGUACGUCACGAUGGUCAACGACGACUUUGACCUGACGCUCCUUGAAGUCGUCGGCAUCCCGCCGGGAACGCAGGAGAAGACGGUCCUGUCGACCUUCUCUAUCCCCCUGAAGGAGUUCAACGUGCAUGCCAACAGCUCGAGGGCGGAGGGAGAGAGCACGGGAUGGGCGGAGCUGCUGUACGAAAGCACCGAGCUUGCGCUCUGCGUCAAAGAGAACAUGCACAAGGCCAAGUUCGUCCGCUCCUCCAUGCACUCCUCUGCUCCUGCAGCCUCCUCCACCUCGGACUUGGACAGGGCGCGUGCGGGAGGAUGCGUCAUCAUCGAGCGCGGGGAUAACGACCCUGUCGGGUUCCUCAAGGUGACGGGGCUGCCGUGGGAUGUGAAGACAGAGGAGGUGCACACGUUCUUCAACCUCGUCCCAAUGUCGCAGUUCAGCUCCCUGCGGCAGGAGAAGGACUCUGCUGUGCUCGUCUACAAGCACCGCGCUAUCUCCUCCACCAUCUCCUCCCGCUUCGAUAGGUCGCGUCCCUGGGGGGCCAACUCCAAGAAGGUCUACCUGAACAUCGUCGACCCUGCCUCCUCCUCCUGCCGCGUCUUCGUCUCCGGCCUUCCCUU
Molecule: messenger RNA, 815 nt
Organism: Guillardia theta CCMP2712
Lineage: Eukaryota; Cryptophyceae; Pyrenomonadales; Geminigeraceae
Exons: 1
Molecular function (GO): nucleic acid binding
Source: RefSeq, a predicted model, not a curated record